Messenger RNA from Acyrthosiphon pisum (pea aphid), 993 nucleotides. RefSeq lists its product as uncharacterized. Lineage: Eukaryota; Metazoa; Arthropoda; Insecta; Hemiptera; Aphididae. The transcript has 4 exons. The record is from RefSeq and is a predicted model, not a curated record. Bases 275 to 901 code for a protein of 208 amino acids.
AUUAAUACCGUAUUGCCGUCGCCGUAAACCUACGACCUACACCUACACGGCUACACAUAACAAUUAGUCGUUAUUGUUUCUAUAACCAACUAUAUACUAGCGCUUGAUACUAAACUGUGAUUUGUAUUUUAAUACCCCACUCUAGAACAAAACUUACGAAAAUUCUGUUAUAAGGUUAUAACCAGAAUUAAUAUUUUAAUAGCCGUAUUGACCAUUCACGCCGUAUACAUUCAUAACAUUGGAAAUAUUUAAUUGUUUUAAUAUUUAUUUCAAAAUGGCUACAGAAAAAUAUUUGAUGCAACUUGAAUCAAACCGUUUGUUAAAUGAAGUGGAGCAAACUCCUCCUCCAAAAAUGUCCAAUUUUUAUUGGAAAAAUGAUGAUGGACAAAAAUACAAGGUUUUCAUUCCUACUCCAAAUCGCAGGAUAUAUUAUAAUCUAGAAGAAUAUGAAGGAGACAUCGAUAUCAACGAAAUCGAUAAUAACAGAUGGACAUCUGCGAAAAAGUGUGUACUGUUAGCUGUUUCAAAUAUCCACACUGCAGAUCGACCGUUUAUUGAUCAUAUGGACUUUUUGAUUGCUAAUUUGAAUGUAUGGUUUGAACGAAACGAUGAACUCAUGUCAAACGUUGGAGGUGAUGUGGAAGAUUACAAUAUGAAUCUAUCUAAACAAUAUGUUCUUAAUAAAUACUUUGUGGAUGAUAUACAAAAUAUUCCAAUGGAAUUCAGAGGAGAACAUGCAACAUUCAGAGGUACAAUAUCAAUACAUCCUCGUUUUGAUAAAGCAAGAGUAAUUUAUGCAAUGAACAUGGGAUUCAAAUUAGCAGCAAAACGGUUUGCCAAUGAUCAAAAUCAUGGAGUUUAUGCCUAUGGUCGUAAUAAUCAUGGAUUUUCUUACUAUUAGACUUGAUUUAUUUCCGUGAUUCUUGGAGUUGCUUUUUUGUGUACUAAUAAUUAUAACUUAUUACAAUUAAAUUGAAUGUCUAAAUGUCUCAA